AUGCUCCUGCGCAACCUGCUCGAGCCUGUGGACCCUCAACAAGAGGAGCUCCACCACAACAUCCAGAAGUUGGUGGAGCAUGCCACCGUGCAGCAUGCGGAAAGCUCCACGUCAUGCCACCGGCACGCGGCAUCCAUCCCAGUCGGGAGGGGGUGGCAGGCUCAUGGCAGCCAAACCCCUCAGUCCACCAGCAGCAAGGGCGUCCACCCCAGGCGGUCACGAUGCCGUGGCUGCGCCUCACCCCAAUCCGGCACCCGCCAGUGCGUGGGCAGCUCGGGCCCAACUACGAUGCGCGUAGCAUCAUUCACUCACGGCAACUGGCCCGCCGCGAUGCCGAUGUCGACUAUUUGGCCGCAGAUGCGGCUGAUGCCCACUGACCCGAAGGGGAGCACGAGGAGGCACCCCAGGCGUGGCGGCCGACCGUGCGAUCGGGACGGCGACCGGAGCCCUAGUACACUGCGGGGCAAGCCCGACCACUUCGAGCUACUCCUCGAAAAGCGGUGCACUAACCACGACUAUCCUAUCAAGCACAAGCUCAAGGACUACAAGCUCCUCAAGUGCAUGUUGGGCCAGUCUAGCAGGCCCAAGGGUGGGGACCGUGAUGAGAAGGCGCCCAAAAAUCAGCGUGUGCCGGCCAAGGACGGGAACAGCUUCCCCAAGUCGGAUGGCUGCCUCAUGAUCUUCGGAGGUCCUAAGGAUGACUGCUCCAAGUGUCAACACAAGAACAACCAUCCUCCUAGCAUUCCCCGACCGGGGAGCUACCCGCUCCUUGUCAACCCCAUCGUCGGCAACAAGCGCCUGACCAAGGUGUCGAUGGACGGGGGUUGUAGCCUCAACAUUUUGUAUGUUGAGACCCUCGACGCUAUGAGCAUCUCGCGGUCCAACCUCCGCACCUCCGUUUUCCCCUUCCUCGGUAUUGUCCUGGGCAUGCGGGCGUACCCCCUAGGGAACAUAGACCUACCAUUCAUGGUGGUCCCCAACUACACCUACCUCAAGCUGAAGAUGCUAGGACCGAACAGCGUCAUCACGAUGAUGGAUAGUGAGAACCAGCUAUUAGUUUUUGUCGCUGCGGCACAUCAUUUCCUUUCAAUGAUGGCCUUGGUGAUUGAAUCUGCAAAAAGAAAAUGGCGUGCUCCUGUAGGAAGGAUUACUUAUGCUCCAAUUGAUGAGAGGGAUAGGAUAAGACUCGUUUAUCUCAAUACUAAGAUAUGGAGGGAUGAUGUAACUUGUGUGAACAUGCUAAGACUUACUAGGGCAUCAUUCUUCCGUUUUUGUGAAUUUUUUAGAAACCGUUGCCUUUUGGAAGACACCAUUCAUAUGUGUGUCGAGCAACAAGUUGCCAUGUUUUUGCGCACAAUCUGUCACAAUGUUAGGAAUAGGGUAAUUGCUACCAAUUUUGGUAGGUCUAGUGAAACUGUUAGUCGCUACUUCAACAAAGUAUUGCAUGCUGUUGGGGAGCUACGAAAGGACUACAUUAGGCCACCAUCGUCAGCAACACCAGCUAAAAUUGCAGGGAACCUGAAGUGGGAUCCUUAUUUUAAGGAUUGUAUCGGUGCUAUUGAUGGUACACAUGUACGAGCCACAGUUCCUAAGGCAAUGGAGGCUGCCUUCCAUGGUAGGAAAAGUUACCCUACCCAAAAUGUAGUGGCAGCCAUUGAUUUUGAUCUUCGAUUUACAUUUGUCUUGGCCGGAUGGGAGGGGACAGCCCAUGACGCGUAUAUUUUACGGAAUGCUUUAGAACGACAAAAUGGUCUUCGUGUCCCACAAGGCAAGUUCUACCUAGUGGAUGCUGGAUAUGGAGCUAAACCAGGAUUUUUGCCUCCUUACCGUGGUGUGCGGUAUCACUUAAACGAGUGGGGCAACAAUCCUGUGCAAAAUGAGAAAGAAUUGUUCAACCGUAGGCAUGCAUCUCUCCGCCAAACAGUAGAACGCGGUUUUGGGUCAUUGAAGAGAAGGUUCAAGAUUCUUGAUGAUGCUACUCCACAUUUUCCUUUUGCUAUGCAAGUUGAAAUUGUUGUUGCUUGCUGCAUUGUUCACAACUGGGUUAUAGAUGAUGGGGGUGAUGUGAUCAUAAUUCCGGAGGAUGAGGAAGUGCCUACUAUUAGCCACGAAAGAUCAUCACAUGGGCAACUUCAUCCAAUGGAGGUAGAGUCCAAAAGUGCUGCUGGGCAAACAGUUUGGACAGCAAGUCAGUCAACCUUUGUGCACACUUUUCUUGCAAACAUUAUAGAUGAGGGCCUCAAAACAUCUACUGGUUUCAAGAAAGUCCAUCUCAACAAGUGUGCUGAGGCUUUGAAUGAAAAGUUUAAACUUAAUAGGACAGGUGAUCAUAUUGGUAAUCACUUGAAGACAUUGAGGAGAAGGUAUGUCAAAAUCAACCAACUUAGGAGUUUGAGUGGUGCACUUUGGGAUGAAGAGCAAUACAUUAUUUCUCUUGAUCAUGAGCACUACCAGAACCAUUUUAAGAAUCCUAAAAACAAGGGUGAUGAUGAAUACAUUAACAAGCCUUUGCCUUACUAUGGGAAUCUAGCGACAAUAUUUGGCAAUAGUGUUGCUACAAGGCAGUUUGCAAAGAGCUCAAAUGAACCCCUUGGUGUAGAUGCGGAUUGCACUGCUGAAAAUGAUGACAAUGGGGCUGCUAUAGCGAUGACUAAUGGACAGGCACAAAGUGAUGUAAAUGAUGCCAAUGGGGCAUCAUGUAGUGCUGCCACUAGACCAUACAAGAAAGCCAAGGUUGUGGAGGCUGCAAACGAGAGUUUGGCUGGAGUUUUGGAGCGUAGCACUCAAACAUUAGCCAACGCCAUCAAGGAAGCUGCUGUAGCAAACCGUGCUUUACCGGAAGGAUUGUUUAGCAUUGUGGACAAUCUUCCAGGUUUUGAGAUUCAAGACAAGUCAAGGUACUAUGCUCACUUGGUGGCUAAUCCUGAUAUUGCUAGAGCGUUUGCCGACUUGCCACUAUUGUACAAGAUCAGUUGGAUGACCAUGUUUAUUAAUGCAAACUUCUAG
Molecule: messenger RNA, 3006 nt
Organism: Panicum hallii
Lineage: Eukaryota; Viridiplantae; Streptophyta; Magnoliopsida; Poales; Poaceae
Exons: 9
Coding region: 1-3006 (1001 amino acids)
Source: RefSeq, a predicted model, not a curated record